UACAAAUACACACACAAAAUCAUAUGUACACAAAUACUGACAACAUAUGCAUCACAUCCAAGCCUGAAAUCACCUUGGAAAUCACCUAAAGGGACAACAGAGGGCAUAAAGACAGGGCCCAGACUGUGCUGACACAGAAUCCUGGGGGCCUGAGGUGAGGAGGCAGGUUGGCCGGCUGGUUUGUAACUCCCAGAUCCACUGGCCGCACAGCGCUCCAGUCAUCACCAGCAGGUGAAGGACUCAUUCACAGAGAUUUACCCACACACUGGAUGUUGUCAUUUCUUCUCUGAGCUGCGUGAUUUUUAACAAGAGGUGGGAUAGCACUGACAUUCUCCACCAAACAUCAUGGACCAGGAGGAUGACAAAAACUCGGUGGAUUUCCAUGACAACCCUCCAGCUCCUGACAACGUAGUGAGAGAGGACGGAGAUACUGUCUACUUCAUAUAUGAUGAGGAGGUGGAGGUGGAGGAAAAGGAGCCAGAACCUCCUCCUCCUGUUGUCCGGGUCAACGACAAACCCCACAAGUUCAAGGACCACUACUGCAAAAAACCCAAGUUCUGUGAUGUCUGCGCUCGCAUGAUAGUCUUGAACAACAAGUUUGCUCUGAGGUGUAAAAACUGCAAGACCAACAUCCACCAUUCAUGUCAGUCCUACGUCGAGUUCCAACGGUGUUUUGGCAAAAUUCCACCUGGCUUCAGAAGGGCCUACAGCUCCCCGCUGUACAGCAGUGACCAACCAGAUCCAAACAACCCCAACCGUAACGACCCUGUCUUUGACACCCUGCGGGUCGGUGUCAUCAUGGCAAAUAAGGAGCGCAAAAAGAAUGAAAAUGACAAGAAAAAUAUGAUGAUGGUGAUGGAGGAGGAAGAAGAGGAGAACCAGCAGCCCAAAGAGAAUGAGGAGGGAGGAGAAGGGAAGCCUGAGGACAAGAAGGAGAAAGGAGGAGACAAAGCAGACGACAAGGCUAAGGGUACAUUCUCCCAGACCCACUAUUACCUGGCUCUCUAUCGCUUCAAGGCCAUAGAGAAAGACGACCUCGACUUCCACCCUGGUGAUCGGAUCACAGUAUUGGAUGACUCCAAUGAAGAGUGGUGGAGGGGAAAGAUGGGGGAGAAGUCGGGCUACUUCCCCACCAACUACCUCAUAAAAGUGCGCGCAUCAGAGAGAGUUUUUAAGGUGACGCGCUCCUUUGUUGGAAACAGAGAGAUGGGACAAAUCACACUGAAGAAAGAUCAGAUUGUAGUGAAGAAAGGAGACGAGAAAGGCGGCUACUUAAAGGUCAGCACUGGACGCAAGCUGGGCUACUUCCCUGCUGAUCUGCUGGAGGAGAUCACUGUGACAUAAAACCCACGACAUGCAACCAAAGAGCCUGCAACACACUUUGAACAUCAGCACAAACUGGAGAUGUCAUUGCCAUGGAGAUCGUCCU
Plectropomus leopardus (leopard coralgrouper) is the source of this 1429-nucleotide messenger RNA. It is a transcript of the gene stac3, whose product is annotated as SH3 and cysteine rich domain 3. NCBI's taxonomy places the organism in Eukaryota, Metazoa, Chordata, Actinopteri, Perciformes, Serranidae. Gene Ontology annotation, molecular function: protein binding. Gene Ontology annotation, biological process: skeletal muscle contraction; positive regulation of voltage-gated calcium channel activity; positive regulation of protein localization to plasma membrane. The record is from RefSeq and is a predicted model, not a curated record.